Molecule: messenger RNA, 2592 nt
Organism: Carassius gibelio (silver crucian carp)
Lineage: Eukaryota; Metazoa; Chordata; Actinopteri; Cypriniformes; Cyprinidae
Gene: cfap92
Product: cilia and flagella associated protein 92 (putative)
Exons: 11
Coding region: 1-2592 (863 amino acids)
Source: RefSeq, a predicted model, not a curated record
AUGGAACGCACUGAAUUAGCAUCACCUGACAUAGAGAGAAUUGAUGAAGACGAGAAAGUUCUAAAAGAAUUGUCUUCAAACUCCACACAACUCACAGACCGUGAAUAUGAUGCUGACAAAAGUAAUCCAUAUAUGGAGAUGCCAGAAUCCAGUCCUGAGGAUGAACAAACCAUAACAACAUUUACAGCAGAUUACAGCUACAUUGUGACCUGUAGAGUCAGCAUUGCAUUAGCUUUCUUGAAAGCAGAGCAUGAGGGGCACCUCACCAAUUCUGAGAAAAGAAAAAAGGAGACAAAGAAAGACGCAUCGAGUGAGGUAGUGGAGGCCCCCAGAGCCCAGGGCUAUUAUUGCAUUGAGUACAACAUGCUGCCUGAUGACCCUGAACCAACCAGAGUGGAUCUAGUGAUGUUCGGCUUGGCUGCUAAACUCUACAUGGCGAAUGAGACUAAGGUGCUAAAGCCUUGGCGAGAAGGAAACAAGGUCUGGGUGAGUUGGUCCCAUACUUUAGAACUCAAUGUCACCAAAGAGCUCCUGAUUAAACUGGCCUCUCAUAAGAUCACUGGGAGAGUAUGGGACAGCAAAGACAAGGUGUCUUUCAAAGCCAGGAAUGACAGACCCAAAGCCUUCAAACUGCCACAGGAGAGGACUGGAGAUGAUCCAGAACAAAUGGCUCCUAGUAAAAGUGGUUUAACGAUAGAAAAGAGCCAAACGUCACCCACUAAGAAGACACUGUUGCAGAAACCCACCCAGGAUUCUGCAGAACUCACCGAGGUCAAACAGGAAAAGGAGGCUGCCUCACUGGAACUCAGUUUCGCUCCUCUCCUUGCAGGUAAUUUCUUCCUAGCAACCUUGUGGUUUCCUUUUUAUUUUUAUAUUUUUAAAACAUCAGCUACGUGGCUGGCAUGUUCUGUCUUUAUGUUAGGGAGUACGAUGCUCUCUGACUGCCUGGGAUUCUGUUCCGGAGAAGUACAAGAGGGAUUCUGGAAUAUCACUCUUGAUCAGCCACUUUUAUCUGAGCAGCUAAAAGCUGAACUCAAUCCACUAGUCAUCACAGUUUUAUCAGCUUCUUCUCUGCCAUCAUCCCCAGUUCCGUUCCAUGUACUUAAGGCAAAAUGUCAUCCUGUCUACUGUCAGUACAAGUUUUGCAACAUGCCUGUUUACAGAACCAAAGGCCAUGAUCACAACGCUAAUAUCUUCUUCAAGGAUGUGAAUGUGAUUUUUACUGGUCUGCUGAGCCCUGGAAAGCUGCGUGAGUUUCUUAAUGGUCCACCCAUGAAGAUCGAAGUCCAUGAUCGGGACAGAAAAAAGGAAAAACCCUGCAGUACACCAGCUAUAUUUGGGACUGACCCCAAAGAUGCCAAAGAUGAUUUAUGGGUCAUGCGUAAUGCAUUAAAAGCAGAUACUGAACUUCAUGAUCCAUACGGCACCGCAAAACUGGAUCUCUCAGAACUUCUUAGAGGAUGCAAAUAUUUAAAGCUUAAAUUGCCCAUAAGGAGUUCUUCUGAGGUUCCCUCAGAUAUUGCAACACCAGUAGGUCAUUAUCUUGAAGCUGACACCCACCUGAAAGUCCAGGUGGAGAUAGCACAUACCCUUCAUCAUGAAGAUGGCAACAGUGAUAGAGAUUGCCCUUUUGGUCGUGUCAUUUAUGUCUUCAAGUAUAACAAUGCACCUGUCUUAGCCAAACUGACAUCAGAAAUUCUGCAGAUCAAUGCAGACACCUUCCAACUGAAGCAUUAUCCAGAGGAAACAAUUCAAAGGCUCCUGUCUGGUCAUAAAAUAAGAGCCAAAGACAGCGAGAACAAAAGGCUGAAUGUUCUCACUGGAUUUCAUGUGAUGGAUAAGGCUCUACACCUUUUUGUUCUGGAAGGAUUCAAGGAUCAAGCGGUCAAAAGACUGUGGACUACAGUGCCUAUAAAGUUGGAUGGUGAUGAGGAGGAACAGGUGUCUGCGCUGUAUAACUCAGACUUGAGUUUCUCAGAGCGCCUGUAUGACAUGCUUGACGUGGGUCUGAGUCCCAUUUGCCUUGUAAAGCCACUUGAGACCAUUUUGAUGGAGCCACUGGUGUUUAUCAGAAAUACAGUUCCUCAUGCCUGUCUUGAAGCCUUGAAAUGUAUAAGCCACAUCUGCAAAGCCAAGAAGCUUCAAGAAGUAGUGCACCACGACCUGUUCCCAUCAGCCGACAUGAUGCUAAGCUUAAGCAAGGAGUUUGGAUCAGAUCUUGGGAGAGGAGAGCUAUGGUUGGUAACAGAGACCCAGCUAUCUCAGGAUAUACCUGAUUGUCAUAACAUCAGAAAGAGAACUCGGACACCUCUUGACAACUUCAACAGAGAAUACUUCCAAAGGAAAUGGAAUGAGGGUAAUAACGUGAAGGACUUUAUCCAGGACUCCACUUGCAUUCGCUUCUCUUACCCAGGUUUUAAGAGCAGUAUUGAAUCUAACCAGCACCCGAAUCAGCCAGACGAUGCUCGGAUAGAGGAGCUGAGAAAGUGCAAUGUCAACUUUAUGGACAUUCCUAAGAGCUUAAGCAAGAAGAUAGAGUUUUACCGAUGUUUACCUACCUUGCCCACUUCUUUACAGAUCCCCAGAGCUUAA